Hyaena hyaena (striped hyena) is the source of this 3825-nucleotide messenger RNA. RefSeq lists its product as uncharacterized. Gene Ontology annotation, molecular function: RNA-DNA hybrid ribonuclease activity; aspartic-type endopeptidase activity; nucleic acid binding. NCBI's taxonomy places the organism in Eukaryota, Metazoa, Chordata, Mammalia, Carnivora, Hyaenidae. Gene Ontology annotation, biological process: DNA integration; proteolysis. The record is from RefSeq and is a predicted model, not a curated record.
AUGGGGUUCAGUGCCCCUCCCCGAGCCCAGGGGGCCCAACAUUCUGUACUCCUACAGCCCGGGGGCCCACUGUCAACCAAAAGGUCAUGGGUCCAAGGAGCGACAGGAGUCAAACAAUACCCAUGGACUACCCGAAGAACUGUGGAUUUGGGCGUGGGUCGGGUAUCCCACUCAUUUAUGGUCAUCCCAGAGUGCCCCUACCCCCUUCUGGGCCAUAAUUUAUUGAGAAAACGGGGGGCACAAAUCCAUUUCUCCCCUGAAGGGACAAAAGUGUUAGACCGGACAGGACAACCCAUACACUUCCUUACUGUAGGGCUGGCAGAUGAAUAUCGCCUGCAUGAGGAACCUUGGCCAACAGAGCCAGACAUGCAGUCCUGGCUACAGAGGUUCCCAACAGCAUGGGCCGAAACAGGUGGCAUGGGAUUGGCCAAGCAUUGGGCCCCAAUCCUCAUUGAACUCAAGCCAGGAACCAAACCGGUCAGAGUCCAGCAAUACCCCAUGACCCUAGAAGCCAAAAGAGGGAUAACUCCCCACAUCAGACGAUUACUGGACUUAGGGGUGUUACAGCCUUGCCAAUUGGCCUGCAACACACCCCUGUUGCCAGUUCAUAAGCCCCACUCUAAUGAUUACCAGCCCGUCCAAGACCUAAGAGAAGUCAACAAGUGAGUCAUGGACAUCCAUCCCACAGUGCCCAAUCCAUACACCCUGUUAAGCACCCUUCCACCGACUCAUAUCUGGUACACCACCCUGGAUCUAAAAGAUGCUUUCUUUAGUCUCCCCUUGGCCCCAAACAGCCAGGAAUACUUUGCCUUUGAAUGGACCUAUCCCAAGCAUGGCACAAAUGGACAAUAGACUUGGACCCGGUUGCUCCAGAGGUUCAAAAACUCCCCCACCAUCUUCGAUGAGGCCUUACACAAAGACCUGGGUGAGUUUCGUUCCCAACACCCCCAGAUAACUCUUUCGCAAUACGUAGAUGAUCUCUUGAUAGCCGCUCAAGACCGAGAUGCCUGCCUGACCGGCACUGAACAAUUACUCCAAACUCUGGGAGAACUGGGAUAUCGGGCUUCAGCCAAGAAGGCCCAAAUUUGUAAAAAAGAAGUCCAGUAUUUAGUAUAUAUCCUAAAAGGAGGCAAGCGCUGGCUAUCCCCUGCAAGAAAGGAAAUGGUCCUGAGGAUCCCUACCCCCACUAAUGCUUGGCAGGUAAGGGAAUUCCUGGGAUCGGCGGGGUUCUGUCGGCUUUGGAUCCCUGGGUUCGCUGAAAGGGCACAUCCACUCUAUGAGGCAACCAAGGAAAAGCCCGGUACCAUUUGGACAUGGACCAAAAAACACCAGCAGGCAUUUGACACCUUGAAACUGGCCUUACUGUGCCCCGCUUUAGGGUUGCCAGACAUCACCAAGCCCUUCCAUUUAUUUGUUGAUAAACAUAAAGGCAUUGCCAUAGGGGUCCUCACCCAAACUUUGGGCCCCUGGCGCCAGCCUGUGGCCUACCUCUCCAAGAAACUGGACCCGGUGGCAUUCGGUUGGCCGCCAUGUCUCCGCAUGAUUGCGGCUGUGGCCCUGCUGGUUAAGGAUACAGAUAAAUUGUCUACGGGGCAAGAGCUGGCCGUCACCACCCCUCAUGCAAUAGAGGGAGUUCUAAAGCAAGCACCAGAUUGAUGGCUCAGUAAUGCCCGCAUGAUCCAUUCUCAGACACUGCUACUCAACCCUACCAGAAUUAUUUUCCAGGCCCUGGCCACCCUGAACCCAGCUACAUUGCUGCCUGACCCGGACAUAGAGGCUCCCCUCCAUGACUGUGCCGAGAUCCUGGCCCAUAUUCAUGCCACCCAUCCGGACCUGCAGGACAUCCCGUUGCCAGAUGCAGAAGUCACCUGGUACACAGACAGCAGUAGCUUCAUACAUCAAGGACUGAGGUAUGCCGGGGCCGCAGUAGUAUCCACUGAAAAAGUCAUUUGGAUGGAGCCCCUGCCAGCCGGGACCUCAGCACAGAAGGCUGAGCUAAUUGUGCUCACUAAAGCUUUAACUCUAGGGAAGGGGAGAAAACUAAAUGUCUACACAGACGGUCUAUACGCUUUCGCCACCACUCAAAUCCAUGGGGCAAUUUAUAGAGAAAGGGGGCUCCUCACGGCCGAGGGAAAGACUAUUAAAAAUAAAAAGGAGAUCCUAGCUCUCCUCAAAGCUUUUUGGCUCCGGAAAAAACUAGCUAUCAUCCAUUGUGCAGGCCAUCAAAAGGACAUAACUGAGACGGCCAGAGGCAACAAUAUGGCUGACCGAGCUGCUAAAGAAGCGGCCCUCAAAGGCACCCCGGCCCUGACAGUCAAAGUCAUAGAUCUGGGGGGCCCCAACCUACCAGAGACUCCUCAAAUGGGAAUAAGGGUUCUGUCAAAAAUACACCGAGCAUCCCACAUGGGACAGAGAAGACUACAAGACCUGGUUAGACAGUCACACAUUAAAAUUAAAGAUGCCAACUCCAAAAUUGAAUAAAUUGUCAGCAUUUAUUCAAACGCUACCCGGAACCUCCAUAAUUUUGGAACACGUCAAAGAGGGAGACGCCCAGGGGCCUACUGGGAAACUGACUUUACUGAGGUAAAACCUGGCAGGUAUGGCUACAGGGACUUACUGGUCUUUGUAGACACUUUUUCAGGAUGGACUGAGGCAUAUCCCACCAAACACGAGACUGCACAUGUGGUGGCUAAGAAGCUGCUAGAAGACAUCCUACCAAGGUAUGGAUUUCCUCAGAUGAUAGGGUCAGAUAAUGGACCGGCUUUUGUGUCCAAGGUAAGUCAGAACCUAGCCACGACCCUGGGGAUUAUUUGGAAAUUACACUGUGCUUAUUGACCCCAGAGCUCAGGACAGGUAGAAAGGAUGAAUAAAACCUUAAAAGAGACCCUUACCAAUUUGACCCUUGAGACUGGCGGUGACUGGGUGGUCCUCCUCCCCUUUGCCCUAUAUAGGGUGCGUAAUUCCCCAUAUCCAAUGAGAUUGACUCCAUUUGAGAUCAUGUUUAGUAAAGCACCCCCUAUCAUACCCCGCCUACAGCAUGAGGCCAUUGAGGAGUUCGAAGAAGCCCGUCUCCUCCGAGACCUCAGAGUCCUCCAAUGGGUUCAUAAACGUGUUUGGCCUAAACUGCCACACAGGUACCGCCCUGGUGACUUCACGGAUGUGAAGAGGCACCGCCAGGGCAACUUGGAAUCACGCUGGAAGGGAACUUAUGUUGUGCUACUACCAAUGGCCCUGAAAGUAGACGGCAUUGCUGCCUGGGUCCACUACACCCACGCCAAACCAGCUGACCCGUUUGCCAACAGGGAUGACUACCUGGCUCCAAAUCUAGACUGGAGGGCCUUCAAGGACCCAGAGAAUCCACUAAAGCUCAAACUACACGGAAAACAUGAACUGGCUUUUAAUACUAGGACUACUAACCGAGUGACAGGAGCAGGGACCGGUAUUUCAGUCUUAGCAACCCAAAGUAAAAACUAUCAGGACUUAAGAAUGGCCAUAGACGCUGACAUCCAGAACCUAGAAAACUCUAUUGCCCAUUUACAAGAAUCCCUGACCUCACUAGCAGAGGCAUUUGUGGUCAGGCCAGAUGGGCUGAACCAAUCAGGUACUGACAAGACAGCCUAUACCUAUCAGGAGGCUGCCAAGCUGGAACACCCCGAAUUCCACAGUAACCAUAAUAAAAAGCCCUGCGAUCACGAGUUCGGGGCUCCAUACCAUCACUGCUGCAUCGGGAAGGAUCGUGGGCGCCAAAUCCCCACGCACCAACUCGUCCUAGAAGGGCUGCACGCCGACCGCUCCUUCGUGCUCCUGGCUCGGCUGGAUCCCUAG